Papilio machaon (common yellow swallowtail) is the source of this 1258-nucleotide messenger RNA. Its product is annotated as ribokinase. The transcript has 6 exons. NCBI's taxonomy places the organism in Eukaryota, Metazoa, Arthropoda, Insecta, Lepidoptera, Papilionidae. The coding region runs from base 190 to 1143 and encodes 317 amino acids. Gene Ontology annotation, biological process: D-ribose metabolic process. Gene Ontology annotation, molecular function: ribokinase activity. The record is from RefSeq and is a predicted model, not a curated record.
AGGAAAAGUGAGGUUAUGUUUCUAUCAAAAUGUGCAAUGCAAGAAUUAGAUACAUUAUAGGUAUCUGCUUAUUUGAUAAGGUAGAGUAGAUCGUAACAGUCAGUGGUUGACGAUUGUUAUACCAAUAUAGAAGUUAGAGCAAGUGUAUUUUUGCAGAUUCAAUAGAUAAUUUUACUUUAAUCAGUUAAAAUGGAUACGGGGGACGAAAAAAGAUCAAACCAUAAAAUUGUGGUUAUAGGAUCUUCUAGUGUUGAUUUUACAACGUACGCUCCUAGGCUUCCCAAUCCUGGAGAAACACUUCAUGGAUAUAAAUUUGUAACUAGUUACGGUGGAAAAGGAGCCAACCAAUGUGUGGCUGCGGCUAAACUUGGAGCUAAUACAUAUAUGAUAAGUAGACUCGGAGAUGAUAAAUGGGGAGUCGAAUAUAAAAAGUAUUUGAAAGAACUUGGCGUAGAUGUUUGUCACGUUACGUUAACACCCAAUGUAUCAACAGGCAUUGCUCAAAUUAUGGUUGCAGAAAACGGAGAAAAUCAAAUAGUAAUUGUUCCAGGGGCUAACAAUCACCUUAGCAGUAUAGAUAUUAAAGCAGCAGGGGAUAUAAUAGAAACUGCCGAUAUUGUUAUAGGACAAUUGGAAACACCACUUGAGUCAACACUCGAAGCUUUCAAACGUUGCAAGGGUCUGAAAUUGUUUAAUGCUGCUCCAGCCAUAAAAAAUACCGAGGUCAUAUUUCCCUAUUGUUCAAUUCUAUGUCUCAAUGAAACAGAAGCUUCUUUAUAUGUUGGCUAUGCGGUUGACCUAACGAACGGCUCAUUUGCGUUGAAAAAAAUUUUAGAAUCAGGAUGUGAAAAGGUUAUAAUAACUCUCGGAGAUAAGGGUGCAAUUUAUUCCACAAAAUACGAUAGCAAAUGUAUUCACGUUUGUUGCGAAAAAGUUGUACCCGUAGAUACAACUGGAGCAGGUGACGCGUUCAUUGGCGCUUUAGCAACUUAUUUGGUAACUCAUAAAGAUUAUCCUUUACAUCAAAUUAUUGGAGCGGCUUGCGCAGUUGCUACUAUGUCAGUUAUCAGAGAAGGCACUCAAACUAGCUACCCGUCAAGAUUUGAUGCUUUCGCUAAUGAGUACGAAUAUAAGGAAUUGUAAAACUUAAUUUACUAAUGUUAUUUCACCUUAAUUCCUUUAUCUCUUUUUGAUCCAACUACUACUUAAAGACAAAUUUUAAAAAGGUCAAUAUUUGCAAUAAAAACAAAAUAUUCCA